CAGCCGGGUGUGUCGUGGACAUGAAGGUAAGGUGUAUGGUAUGUCUUCUCGUGACUGGACAUGAUGUUUUGGACAUCUGAGUGUGAGGGAGGACAGGACAUGGUCACAGCAGAACCAUGAGGAGCCUUUGUGGACACGCUGAGUGUCAUGUUUUCUCAGAGGCUCAUCCGACACCCUGAAGGACGUCCUCAUCCCAGCUGGACCGACAAGAAAGCACUGAGAGGAACGUGAGGGUGUUUGCUGUGGUGAAACAAGAAAAGGUGUGAAGGCUGCCGAUCAUCCGGUAGGCGGAGCGACACGUCUUGAGUUUGGACCACACUGGCCACUGGCAGACAUCCUCGUCCACGUCGUCCUGCAUGGACGGAGUGAGCAGAAAAACAGCAUGGAGGUCAUCCAGGUGAAAAGCAACACGAUCAUGAUCGAGUGGCCCAACGUGACGGGGACCGGCCGCCAGGAGCCGAGCCUGAAGCCUGAGGAGAUCCACAAGUCCAAAUGUGUCCUGGGCUUCAUCCCUGUGGUCUACUACAGUGUUCUGCUGUGCGUGGGCCUGCCAGUCAACGUGCUGACGGCGGUGGCCUUGUGGAGGCUGGCCUGCCGCACCAAGAGGGCGCUCUACUGCUACCUUCUGGCCGUCACCGCCUCAGACCUUCUCUCCCAGCUCUUCAUCAUCUUCGUCGGCUUCCUGCUGGAGACGGCGGUCUUCCACCGCGAGGUCCCCCUCCUCCUGCUGCACGCCGUCAGUGCGGCCGAGUUUGCCGCCAACCACGCCUCCAUCUGGUCCACCGUGCCCCUCACCGUGGACCGCUAUGUGGCACUGUGCCACCCCCUCCUCCACCGUCAAAUCAGCUACCCGGCGCGGGCCUGGAGGAUCAUCGCGUUGGUGAUGGCGUGCUCGCUGGCCUCCGGGGUGCCGUUCUUCUGGUGGUCGGACAUGUGGCGGAACGCCGCCCCGCCCACGCCGCUGGACGCCGCCCUCAUUUGGAGUCACGUGAUCAUCAUCUACUUCCUGCCGUGCAGCAUCUUCCUGGUGCUCAACUCGCUGAUCGUCUGCAGGCUGCAGUCAAGGCGGAGGGAGCCCGGCGCCGAGGCGGCCCCCCCACGCCGCCUCGGGAAGGCCACCGCCAUGUUGCUGGCCGUCACCACCGCCUUCUCAGUGCUGUGGGCGCCCAGGACCGUGGUGGUCAUCUACCACCUGCACGUGUCCUCGGUGCACCGCGACUGGCGUGUCCACCUGGCCUACGACCUUUCCAACAUGGUGGCUAUGCUCAACACGGCCGUCAACUUCUUCCUCUAUUGUUUCGUCAGCAAGGCCUUUCGCCGCGCCGCCCGGGAGGCGUUGCUUCUCCGAGGAGGCCCGCGGCAUCCUCGCCGCCUGGAGGCGUCACCGUGUGCCAUGAACGACAAACACCAGCAGCGGGACAGCGCCCCCUCGUGCCCGGAUGACCCUGUGCCCCUUGCCCACAUCAGUUGAGGACUGCUGCCAUCACAAGGUCACAUGGGCACAUUCAAUUUAAAAGACAUCCUAUUGCUGAGGAACAAACAUGGCCGCCUUGGCUUUAAAAAAUGUCCGGCUGAGCUCGGCCUGCCGAGCAAACAAAGUGCAGAUGUCGUGAUAUGUGACUCCGCCUCCUCAAACAACCUCUUGCCGACUCGCCAGCACAACCUCGGCUUUGGCUAAACACACACACACACACACACUCACUCACACUCACUCAGUGAGUACAUUUCCAUUUUGUGCAACAGGGAUCAACAUGAAAUCAGUUAAAAAGUGUAUAAAGUCUUAUGCUAUUUUAUUUAUAACCUGAUUAAAGGAGCAUAGUGCAUGUGGAGUGUGUACAUGACCU
Dunckerocampus dactyliophorus (ringed pipefish) is the source of this 1844-nucleotide messenger RNA. It is a transcript of the gene gpr142, whose product is annotated as G protein-coupled receptor 142. The transcript has 3 exons. NCBI's taxonomy places the organism in Eukaryota, Metazoa, Chordata, Actinopteri, Syngnathiformes, Syngnathidae. The record is from RefSeq and is a predicted model, not a curated record. Gene Ontology annotation, cellular component: membrane. Gene Ontology annotation, biological process: G protein-coupled receptor signaling pathway. Gene Ontology annotation, molecular function: G protein-coupled receptor activity. Bases 383 to 1471 code for a protein of 362 amino acids.